Messenger RNA from Drosophila montana, 1821 nucleotides. Its product is annotated as T-complex protein 1 subunit zeta-like. The record is from RefSeq and is a predicted model, not a curated record. Gene Ontology annotation, cellular component: chaperonin-containing T-complex. Gene Ontology annotation, biological process: protein folding. NCBI's taxonomy places the organism in Eukaryota, Metazoa, Arthropoda, Insecta, Diptera, Drosophilidae. The transcript is spliced from 2 exons. Bases 154 to 1752 code for a protein of 532 amino acids. Gene Ontology annotation, molecular function: ATP hydrolysis activity; ATP binding; ATP-dependent protein folding chaperone.
GUCAAAAGAUAUAGAGCUGCCAAGCUGGUUUAAAUUGAUUUGUUACGGUGCAGAAAUUGUAGAAAAGUUUUUCAUCAAGCUUCGCAGAAAAAGUUUUUAUAUCAACACGUUAUCCUUGUUAUAUCUCUAUCUCGAUCUCCCCAAAACUCGACAAUGGCAGCGAUAAGUCUGUUAAACCCGAAGGCGGAAAUCGCUCGCGCCGCUCAAGCGUUGGCCAUUAACAUUACGGCGGCGACGGGUCUGCAGCGACUGAUGGCCAGCAAUCUGGGACCAAAGGGCACCACCAAGAUGCUCAUCUCGCCGGCCGGCGAUAUAAAGAUCACCAAGGAUGGCAACGUGCUGCUGCAAGAGAUGCACUUCUGUCAUCCGACCGCCUCGAUGAUUGCCAGGGCCAGCACCGCGCAGGAUGCAGCCACUGGGGAUGGCACCACCUCGACUGUGCUGCUGAUUGGUGAGCUGCUGAAGCAGGCAGAUCUGCUCAUUGCGGAGGGACUGCAUCCUCGCCAGCUUACCAAUGGCAUUAUGCAGGCCAAGGAUCAGGCCAUACAGCUGCUGCAGUCGCUCUCCAUGCCCGUUGAGAUUGAACGCGACAUACUUGUGGCACUAGCCCAGACCAGUUUGAGAACCAAAGUGGACGCGAGUUUGGCGGACUUGCUAGCCAAAAUCUGUGUGGAUGCUGUGCUGAGCAUACGCAGCGAUAGGCAGCAGCUUCUGGAUCUGAAUAUGAUCGAACUCAUGGAUAUGAAACAAUACACAACACUGGAAACGCAACUGGUGGAAGGGCUGGUGCUGGACCAUGGUGGGCGGCAUGCUAACAUGCCCACAUACCUCGAGCAGGCGUACAUACUUACCUGCAAUGUGUCGCUGGAGCUGGAGAAGACCUCCGUCGAUUCGAGUUUCUGCUAUAAGUCUGCCGAGGAGCGUGAGAAAUGCGUCAUCGAGGAGCAUCGUUUUAUCGAUCAGCGUGUGGCCAAGAUUAUUGAGCUGAAGCGAAAGCUUUGCAGCAACAAUAGGCGUGGCUUUGUAGUCAUCAAUCAGAAGGGCAUCGAUAUACCCUCGCUGGAGGCCUUUGCCGGCGCUGGCAUUCUGGCCCUGCGUCGUGCCAAGCGCCGUAACAUGGAGCGACUGAUUCGUGCUUGCGGCGGCGAGGCGUUGCACUCGCUGGAGGAUCUGAGCGAGGAGCAUCUGGGCUAUGCAGGCCUAGUGUAUGAGCAACAACUGAGCGAAACGAAAUAUACGUUUGUGCGGCAAUGCCGCAAUCCCAGCUCUGUGACCAUACUGAUUCGAUCUCCCUCGCGUCACCAGACUGACACCAUUAAAGAUGCCAUUCGCGAUGGACUCCAUGCCAUACAGAAUACCAUUGAGGAUGGAUGUCUAGUGCCCGGCGGAGGUGCCUUCGAGCUGCACGCCUACAAGGAACUGGCCAAGUUCAAGCUCUGGAUUAAGGGUAAAGCCCAGCUGGGGGUUCAGCUGUUCGCCGACUCGCUGCUCGUCAUACCCAAAACUUUGGCCAUCAAUAGCGGCUUUGAUGUGCAGGACACCAUCGUGAAGCUGACGACGGCUGCCAAGGAGAGUGAGCAGCUGGUCGGGCUAGAUUUGGAUACAGGAGAGCCCAUGAAUCCAACAGAAAAACGCGUCUUCGAUAACUACUGCGUUAAGAAACUAAUGCUGAACUCAUGCUCUGUCAUCGCAUGCAAUCUACUGCUGACUGAUGAAAUAAUGCAGGCGGGCAUGACUAGUUUCAAGGGCUAACAGAGAUGCUAAACAAGGAAAUUAUAAUAUACAGGAAUUACCCUAAUAAACAUAAAUUGUUUUGGAUUA